Molecule: messenger RNA, 847 nt
Organism: Candidula unifasciata
Lineage: Eukaryota; Metazoa; Mollusca; Gastropoda; Stylommatophora; Geomitridae
Source: the annotation of a GenBank genome assembly
AUGAACGCAAAAUCAGAUAUAACCGAGACGGCUAAGCGACGCUUGGCUUUCCAGAAAACAUUCAGUCAAGAGCAUGGCGGCUGGAGAAAGAAAAGUUUGAUUGCCGAUGCCAAAUUCGAGACCGCAGCCAACAAAGAGUUCAAGAAGCAAGAACGCCGUCUUAGCAAGGCGGACUCUUUCGGGGAUGUGGAAGGAUUUGCUCCUGGACUACUUCCUGACGAUUUCCCUGAUGAGUUUUCUGCUUUCAACCUUCUGGUCACUCUCAAGGAAGGGACUAUCAGUCUGGCAAAAGUCAUUCGGUUGUUCGAGAAUGGCCAAGUGUUUAUCACACACAUCGAGUCCCGGAAGUGUCUGUCGGUCCCGCAACAGUACCAGCUGUUUCUGCAGAUUGUCUGCACACAUGACACCUUCUGUCACUUGACCAACACAGUCAAGCAAAACCCCCUGGUCUGUGAUGUAAAACUCCUAGAGGAGAAGGAACCGGAGAGAAAAGAUGUCUGGUUUCCCCGCCACAUCUCAGAGCUCGACGCCUGUACACAUCUCAUCACCAGGUACGAACCGGAUCUGGACUACACACAUCCUGGUUUUGCAGACAAGAACUACAGACUGCGGAGGAAGGAAAUUGCAGACAUCGCCUUUGAGUAUCGCUACGGUAAUGCGAUACCAAGAGUCCAGUACACCGAGGAAGAAAAUGCCACCUGGCGCCAUGUGUACAGGAGGCUAAAGAAGCUGUUCCCGACUCACGCCUGCAAAGAGCAUAUCUCCGUGUUCAAUACGCUGGAGCAAGAGGGUGGUUAUUGCGAGGACAAGAUUCCCCAGCUUGAGGAUGUCUCCAAUUUUCUCAAAC